Triplophysa rosa is the source of this 2654-nucleotide messenger RNA. It is a transcript of the gene snapc3, whose product is annotated as small nuclear RNA activating complex, polypeptide 3. Gene Ontology annotation, biological process: snRNA transcription by RNA polymerase III; snRNA transcription by RNA polymerase II. Lineage: Eukaryota; Metazoa; Chordata; Actinopteri; Cypriniformes; Nemacheilidae. Gene Ontology annotation, cellular component: snRNA-activating protein complex. The transcript has a single exon. The record is from RefSeq and is a predicted model, not a curated record. Gene Ontology annotation, molecular function: core promoter sequence-specific DNA binding; RNA polymerase III type 3 promoter sequence-specific DNA binding; RNA polymerase II cis-regulatory region sequence-specific DNA binding. The coding region runs from base 1071 to 2207 and encodes 378 amino acids.
UAGGCAUCACAAACACUUACUUUAUGUGUUUCUUAUUUCAUUUAAAAACAGUGCAUGUAGCAACACACUGUAAACUACUUGUAAAUACUUGUUUAUUCAUACAUUUGUUGUCUUUUGUCUCUUUACAGGAAAACAAAAAAGUCAGAAUAAUGUACACACCAGAUCUGCCUCAAACUGAGCUGAAUGUACUUGACAAACCGAAAUAAAAAAUAUUUUGUAAUUAAUUAAUUAAUUCAUUAAAGGAAUUUAUCUAGAGCCUGUGAGGAUUUCUUCAUCUUUUUCCAUGAGUUUUGUACCUCUUAUAUUGAAAGUAUGGGUGCACUUGAAGCUCCUUCGGUUCUUACCUUCAUUCUUAUUUUGCUCUGACAUUUUAAUUGAUUCCACCUGGAAAAGAUGUAAACAAUCCUAGGCAGAAGUAACAAAACACCUUUUGAACUGAAUUAAAAACAAAUGUAAAUGUUGUUUGUAAAAAAAAUUUGUAAAAAAAUGUUCGUCCACUUAAUAAAUACACACAUAUCUCUCUUCUGCGACAAAAUGACUGGCCACUAUGUCACAUUUUCAUUGGCAUUUAUUAAAUAAACCUAGGCCAGUUACAAUGCUGUAAGUUACGUUGGCCGCUAGACGUCAGUGUUUCAUUAGUUAUUUGUUUAAUGAAUCAAAUUCAAAGAAACGUCACUGAAACGGAAUUGAUGGUUACAAUGAAUUUUGGGAACUAUAUUGGAAUCUGUGGGUCCAUAGAUGAGAAUAUUUAAAAGGCCUGUUACUAUAAAUAAUCAAAAAUAAAUAAAUGAAUAUAAAGUUUAUAAGGGUUUUCGGGGACGGUGUCCUCCGGAGGUCGCAUUUGUCGACAACUUACGUCAUCGAGGUUGUCUCAUUUCAGUAAAAAAAACAAUAUGAAAUUAACAUUUAAUUCUCUGAAAGCGUAACGAUUGUAGUUUCAUUCUUACCUUGAAAUGUAACGGUUGCUUUUCUCAAAUAAAACCUGAAAUAAUAAACAUCCCUGGCGCGAGCGCCCGCCCAAAACACAAUUUCCCACAAAGCCUUGCGCAACCGACGUUUCACAAGCCAACAUGGCGGAAAGCAGCGGCGUAACGCUUAACGAAAAUGUGCCUGUUUUUGAAUACACAGACGUGAGCUCCAAAGAGUUUCACAUCGGUGCUUUUAGAGAUUUAUGGCUGAAUGCGUUAAACCUGGAUGUGUAUUCAUACAGCGACACGAGUCCAGAGAUACGAGACGUGCAGCUUAUUGAAGAGAUGGGCAUUGAACCUGAAACCCUGGAGGAACUGAAGAACAUGUGCAGCGUUGAGUCUCUGAGAAGUGAACAUGAAGACACAGACACCGUGCCAGCAGAUCCUCAGCUCUCCACUUUGAAACUGCGCAAGAGAAGACAAGAAUAUAAAGAAUCUCUGACCAGGGACCACAUUGACAGACAUGAAGCUUACGCCAAUGAAUUGGAGAUGAUAUGUGUGGGUAAGAAGCCAGAAGACCUAGGAGAUCUAGUCCCCGAGGGAGAGUUAAUCCUGACUUUUAACGUGUUGUAUCCCGUGCUGUUUCAGCGGUUCAAGCAUGUUAGAGCAUAUCAGACGCUGAACGUGUUGGGCUCUCAGAAGUUGACCGAGCUUAAAGAUGCCAUCUGCUGCGUCAGCGAUCUCCAGGUGUUUGGAGAGUUCAGCAACAAUCCAGACACGGUGCCGCAAUUCAUCAGCAAGGAUCAUUACAAGUCGGCUUUCUUCUUCUUCAACGGGACUUUCUACAACGACACGCGCUUCCCAGAAUGCCGAGACAUCAGCGCCACAACAAUCGACUGGGCCAAAACCAGAGACUUUACGGAAUUUGAGACCGCUAAGAUGGAGGACACUUGUUUCCACGACCUGAAGAUGAAAGUGGGGUUUCCGUAUUACUACACCCACCAGGGUGACUGCGAGCAUGUUGUUAUCCUCACCGACAUCAGACUGGUCCAUCAGGAUGAUUGUCUGGACAAGAAACUCUACCCGCUCAUCACACACAAGCACAGGGUCGUGACUCGGAAGUGCUCGGUGUGUCAUACCUACAUCAGCAGAUGGGUUACAACUAAUGAUGCUCUGGCCCCCACAGACCCCUGUCUGUUUUGUGAGCAGUGCUUUCGAUUGUUUCACUACGACGAUAAAUUAAACAAAGUAGGAGAUUUCCUGGCCUACGCCUAUGUCGAUCCCGGCACGUUUAACUGAUCCUUUAACACAACUGUGUUCUCCAGAUGUCAUUGUUGCACUGUGUCACUGAAGAUUUUUCGUGACACUUCACCUAGCAAUGUUAGAAAAGUAAAACAUUUGUACUGUUAAGUGCCACUUUAUAUGAUAAGUUAUCAGUUUUUGUGUAAAUUAAAUACUGUUAAGACUUGAAGCGCAAAGAAUGCAUGUCGAUUAUUAUGUUUAUUGUGAGAGAAGUGUUUUCUUAAAUGAUUUUUUCUUAUUAAUAUGCAUGCCAAGGGCAUCCUAUGUUAUGUUCUGAAUCAAAGUCUGACAAGUUAUGAUAAGUUCAUUAAACUUAUGACAACAAAUAUGAUGGGAUUUUGAGAUAAGAUGGUAAUGUAAUACAGCCCAUUGUUCUUUAUUGUUAUUUUUUAUAAAUGGUUUAAAUGAGAUCUGUCCACCAGCGUUUUUGUAAUAUGAAUGAUC